Molecule: messenger RNA, 3210 nt
Organism: Fonsecaea nubica
Lineage: Eukaryota; Fungi; Ascomycota; Eurotiomycetes; Chaetothyriales; Herpotrichiellaceae
Exons: 2
Coding region: 1-3210 (1069 amino acids)
Cellular component (GO): mitochondrion
Molecular function (GO): L-glutamate dehydrogenase (NAD+) activity
Source: RefSeq, a predicted model, not a curated record
AUGGAUCAUCUCUCAGUCAACGGCGACCAGCCGCUGAAUCCGGCAAGACACAAGCUGGUUGAGCAAGUCAUCAGGACACCAGGGAGACAACCCUCCCCGCAACCGACUUUGCUAGGAGUGCCCGGGGCCUCCCAAUCCAAUCAAUCGUUACAUCGUAUCCUGUCGGACCAUAGUCCCGGAUAUGUGGCUCCUCAAUUCGAAGGCAAGAGGGCGCAAAUGGAAGAGGUUAUGGACCUCAUCGAAGAGAAGGGCUUUCUGCCCACCGAAUUUAUUGCCUCCGAGACCGAAUGGUUCUACAAUUCCCUGGGAAUCGACGACAUGUACUUCUCCACGGAAACCGUCGAAGCCGUGGCAAGCAACAUCCUUUCGUUGUAUGCGGCCAAGCUCGCAGCGUAUGCCCGGGAUGACAAGAAGCUCGAGAUCAGAUUGGCCAAAGAGGCCUCGGAUCAUGCGGUCUACAUUGACACAAGCAAGCCUGGAAUAAGCAUCAUUGACGGGCCGAGAUACGAACAGAGAAUUGACGAGAAAUACAUCGACGGUUCUACACCCUCAAAGAGCUUCCGUGUCGAGUCCUUCCGAUCGAACAAUGCUCUGCCGGAGAAUCCGGACGAGUCGCUGCGAUGCUAUUUCGUUUACGAGUGUCAAUUCAAGAACCCGACUCCUGGGUCCAAUGAGACGGACAUCGAGGUCAUCGGUGAGAAGCGGUUUCUGCAAAAGGCAACACAGAAAACCAAAGAGAUCUACCAAGAGAUUAUCACCUAUGCGGUUUCCCGGACUGGCCCAGUCAUCGAGAUGUUCGAGAUGGAGGGCACCCGAGAAAAGAGACUGGUUAUUGCCUACCGUCAAGGGUCGGCCAUGGGCGUGUUCAGUGCCCUGUCAGAUCUCUACCACUACUACGGAGUCACGAGCUCUCGCAAAUACGUCGAGCAGUUCUCCAACGGCAUCACAGUUGUCUCUCUUUACUUGAAACCGGCCAGCAAUGAAAUUGCCAAGUCGAGAUACCCCCCAAUCGAGGCAUCGAUCCAUCAAAUCAUCAAAGAGGUCUCUUUGCUGUUCUGCGUCCCUCAGAACAAACUUCAGGGACAGUUCGCAAGUGGGAAUCUGAGCUUACAAGAGAGCAUCUACGCCCACUGCGUGCACGUCUUUGUCCAGCAGUUUCUCAACCGGCUCGGCUCCGAGUAUACGUCGUUGGUCGCGGCGUUGAAAGGAGACACCAACGCCAAUGCGGAGCUGCUUUCAAAGAUCAAGAAGCGGCUGCGAACAGAGACGUUCACCUCAGACUAUAUCCUCGAAAUCAUCAACAAGUACCCCGAGCUCAUUCGUAAUCUGUACUUGUCCUUUGCAAGCACCCACUACGUGCAGACUCGAGGUGAGCAGGAUGAUUUUAUCCCCACGCUCAGCUAUUUGCGGUUGGACGUGCAAAACGUUAUGGACGAUGCAGCAUUGGCUGAGAUGGUGUCAACGACCACCCAGAACCAACACGACGAGAUGGUCAUGCAAUACUUUUUGACCUUCAACCGAGCAGUCUUGAAGACCAACUUCUACACUCCGACCAAGGUGGCACUCAGCUUCCGUCUCAAGCCCAGCACCGAAUUCCUACCCGAGCAUGAAUAUCCACAGCCGCUGUACGGGAUGUUCUUGGUCAUUGGGUCAGAGUUCAGGGGAUUCCAUCUUCGGUUCCGCGACAUUGCGCGUGGUGGCAUUCGGAUCGUCAAGUCUCGUAACAAGGAACUUUACGCAAUCAAUGCCCGGACUCAAUUCGACGAAAACUACAACCUUGCCAACACUCAGCAGAGAAAGAACAAGGACAUCCCGGAGGGCGGCUCCAAGGGUGUUAUCCUUCUUGAUUGGCAACAUCAAGACAAGGCUCGUGUAGCCUUUGAGAAAUAUAUCGACAGCAUUAUGGAUCUUCUUCUCCCUCCCACGAGCCCUGGUAUCAAGGAUCCCAUCGUUGAUCUGCAUGGACAGGAGGAGAUCCUGUUCAUGGGUCCCGACGAGAAUACCGCCGACCUCGUGGACUGGGCUACAGAACAUGCCCGUGCCAGAGGAGCGCCGUGGUGGAAGUCCUUCUUUACCGGCAAGAGCCCCAAACUGGGUGGUAUUCCCCACGACGCAUACGGAAUGACGACUCUGUCAGUCCGCGAGUAUGUUCUGGGCAUUUAUCGCAAGCUGAACCUGGAUCCGAGCAAAAUCAGAAAGCUGCAGACCGGUGGUCCAGACGGCGACUUGGGAUCUAACGAAAUUCUCCUCAGCAAAGAGAAGUACACGGCCAUCGUUGAUGGCUCUGGUGUCCUUGUUGACCCGGAAGGGCUGGAUCACGACGAGUUGAUCCGCCUAGCCAAGAAGCGAGUGAUGAUCUCGCAAUACGAUAUCUCCAAAUUGUCACCACAAGGAUACCGCGUGCUGGUGGAGGAGAACAACGUGACAUUGCCUUCUGGCGAAAAGGUCCACAACGGCAUGACCUUCCGCAACACAUUCCACCUCCGCGAUGCUUCACAAUACGACCUCUUUGUGCCUUGCGGUGGUCGGCCGGAAUCCAUCGACCUGUCGAGCGCUGGCAAGCUGAUCGUGGACGGCAAAUGCAAGAUCCCAUACAUUGUCGAGGGCGCCAAUCUGUUCAUCACGCAAGACGCCAAGCUUCGCCUUGAAAAGGCUGGCUGUGUUAUAUACAAAGAUGCCUCGGCCAACAAGGGCGGCGUCACUUCGUCGUCACUCGAGGUCCUGGCAAGCUUGUCCUUUGACGACCAGGGAUUCAUUGAGAACAUGUGUGUUCACAGUGAUGGAACUGUCCCUGAGUUCUACAAGACAUAUGUGAAAGAAGUACAAGAGACGAUCAAGCGCAAUGCUCGACUCGAGUUUGAAGCCAUCUGGCGUGAACACGAAGCCACGGGGGUGCCUCGCUCCACCCUCUCGGACCAACUGUCUCUCGCCAUCACGAAACUAGACGAAGACCUCCAAAACUUCAAUGAUCUAUGGAACAACAAGACUCUUAGACAUCAGGUUUUCAAAGAGGCGCUGCCCAAGACGCUACAGGACAAGGUGGGACUGGACAAGAUCUUGAGCCGUGUGCCGGACAACUAUCUCAAGUCCAUCUUUGGCAGUUUCUUGGCCAGUCGAUUUGUGUACGAGUACGGAGCGACGCCCAGUCAGUUUGCGUUUUUUGAUUUUAUGAGUAAGAGGCUCGCGGGAGCCAUCUCCAACGGGCAGUGA